Molecule: messenger RNA, 1316 nt
Organism: Anopheles nili
Lineage: Eukaryota; Metazoa; Arthropoda; Insecta; Diptera; Culicidae
Gene: Taldo
Product: probable transaldolase
Exons: 3
Coding region: 141-1151 (336 amino acids)
Biological process (GO): pentose-phosphate shunt; pentose-phosphate shunt, non-oxidative branch; carbohydrate metabolic process
Cellular component (GO): cytoplasm; intracellular anatomical structure
Molecular function (GO): transaldolase activity
Source: RefSeq, a predicted model, not a curated record
GGUUUCAUUUUUGCCCAGAAGGGAACGGAAGGAAACAGCAGUGCUCGCCUCGUUGAACGCAAUCCCCACUCGUCCGUACUCGCAACGCACGUUUGCAGCCUCCAAAAGCUUGCCAGCCAAGAGCCCACCAUUAGUAGAACAUGAGCAGUGCUGAACCACAGACGAAGAAAACGAAAAUGGCUUCGAGUUUGGAACAACUGAAACAGCUUACGACGAUCGUGGCCGAUACUGGCGAUUUCGAAGCUAUGAAAACGUACAAGCCCACCGAUGCUACGACGAAUCCUUCGCUAAUUUUGUCGGCCGCCGGUAUGGAUCAAUAUCAACACCUGAUUGACAAGGCCAUCAAGCAUGGACAGAAAGCGGGAACCAACUUGGAGGAAAAGGUGUCUGAGGCGGCCGAUAUGUUGUUCGUGUUGUUCGGUUGCGAAAUUUUAAAACUUGUGCCAGGUCGCGUUUCGACCGAAAUUGACGCACGGCUGUCGUUCAACAAGGAAGCUUCGAUCGCGAAGGCGCUCAAGCUGAUCGCGUUAUAUGAGGAGUUGGGUGUACAGCGUGACCGCGUACUGAUCAAGCUGGCCUCCACGUGGGAGGGCAUUCAGGCAGCGAGCGUACUGGAAAAGGAGCACAACAUUCACUGCAAUUUAACGUUGUUGUUUUCCUUCGCGCAAGCUGUCGCUUGUGCGGAGGCAGGGGUUACGCUCAUUUCUCCAUUUGUAGGCCGCAUCCUGGAUUGGUACGUGGCCAAUACCGAGCAGAAAGCAUUCGAACCCGAACAGGAUCCGGGUGUGAUCUCGGUGACCAAGAUCUACAAUUACUAUAAGAAGUUUGGUUACAAGACCGUCGUGAUGGGAGCAUCGUUUCGUAACGCCGGAGAAAUAAUGGCUCUAGCUGGAUGCGAUCUGCUUACUAUCAGUCCGAAAUUGCUCGGAGAUUUAGAGAAAAGUACGGAGCCUAUCAAGCGUUACCUCGACGCCGAAAAGGCCAAAUCGGUGAACCUUGAAAAAAUUCACUUGGAUGAGGCAACGUUCCGAUGGAUGUUGAACGAAGAUCAGAUGUCCACCGAUAAACUGUCCGACGGUAUUCGCAAGUUUGCCGCUGAUGGGCGCAAGUUGGAAACCAUGUUGCGCGGCUUGAUGCACGACGCUGAGUAGGAGGGGAAAGAUCAAAUCUUGCUUUUCGAUUACAGCUGUGUGCUUAAAAAGACAUUUUACAGUUUAUGGCGAUGGUUGAACAUAAUUGUACUUCUCUGUAAGGUUUACAGUUUUUAUGUUGUAUUUUUGAAAUUAAACCGAGUUCUACUGCUUUGAUAAAUAACA